This is a messenger RNA of Nematocida major, 257 nucleotides long. RefSeq names its product translation initiation factor 1A. Lineage: Eukaryota; Fungi; Microsporidia. Gene Ontology annotation, cellular component: cytoplasm. The annotation marks the transcript as partial. The record is from RefSeq and is a predicted model, not a curated record. Gene Ontology annotation, molecular function: RNA binding; translation initiation factor activity. Gene Ontology annotation, biological process: translational initiation. The transcript has a single exon.
AUGAAAGGAAAGAGAAAAGGUGGCGGAAGAAAGAAGAAUACGUCGAAUCAGCCGAUGGUAUUUAUGGAUGAAGCUGAGAAGACAAUAUACGGUCAAGUUGUGGCUGCCCUUGGAUCUUCCCGUUUUGAAGUUCUCUGCAUCGACGCCAUCUCCAGGAAGUGCGUCCUACGGGGGAGUAUGCACAAGUCCGUUUGGGUGCAGGCAAACGACAUUGUCCUGGUCUCUCUUACGGAGGACCAGAAGGAUACGGGAUACAU